GAUCUAUGCGCUCAAUGCGUGAAACGGAUGCAUUCAUAGUAAUAAAUCACGUGACACGGUGACAUCCACCGUAAAAAUGAUAAUGAAAACUUAGUAUUCGUAAAAUAAAGUAUUUUAGCGUACUUUAUUAUUUUUACAAAGUAUAAAGUAUGUUCGUCCAAAAUAACGUACAAUACUUUAUUUUAAAGUACGGGUGGCAACCCUAUUUGUGACAGAUCUCCCAUAGCCAAAAUAAACGAAAUCUUACUGUAAAUUUUUUUGAAUUUGAACGUUUAUCUUCUGACUGUUUUCCCAUUUGUGGAUAUUAUGAAAAGAGAAAUCUUUCUGGAAUCUGCUGGAAUGUUCUCUCGAUUCAUGUUCCUGUAUACUAAUAACAUGUUCAUGUAUACAAAUAACACGCAGAAUGAGAAGUACUCGCUCACAAGAAAUAGAAAUACCUGUUUCGAAAAAGAAGAAAAAGAAGAUACGUGGAAAAAUUGUAAAGAACGUGGAAAUAAAAUAAAUAAUUUAUACUUAAGUAAUAUCAGAUAAGUUUGUAGAAAAUUAAUAGAAAAAUGUUGCAAUUAGAAACAAAACAAAUAAAUCCAAAGUUAAAAUUUUACAUUAUGAAGAAAAGGCAACAGAAGAAACAAGAGAUCGAAGCGGAAUGUUUGCGCCAAGAGAAACAAGAACGCGAGAAGAUUCUAACAGAAUUGAAUGGAUCACAUGAAAAGUUUUCCAUUUUGGAGAAAGAGCUUUCCAAUUAUAGAGAAAAAAAAGAUCAGUUGCUUAAAGAGCUUGAUGUUACAAACAAAAUUUUAAAACAGACUGAGGAAGUCAAAAUACAAAAAAUGAAUAAUGACAGAAAUAUGGUAAUAAAGGAAAAUUCGGCAGGGAAAAAUAGAGAACAUCUCACUCAUCAUAAGAUAGCAUUACAAAAUAAAAUUAUUGAUGCAUCACCAUUGUCUGCACCCAUAAUUCAAACCCCAUUGAUGAUAAUUAGUGCAGACAGCUUAUCACCUGCAAUAUAUCCGAAUAAAACACAUGUCAACAAAAAAUUACCAUCCAAUUUAAAUGGCGAAGUACAGCUAAAAACGAAUCUGCAUGUGCCAAAGCUGCACUCACCACUCACACUUGGAAUUAUGACUGAUGAUUCUAAUCACAAAAGUGCAUUCUCACCAUUCAAAAAAUACCCAAAACUAUUGAAGUCAACUCCAAAAAAUUCUAUAUCACGGUUUACGACAAUUAGUACAGACAAUAUAUCACCUGCAAUAUUUCCGGAUAGAACACAUGUCAACAAAAAGUUACCAUCCAUGUUAAAUGAUGAAGUACAGCUAAAAACGAAUCUGCAUGUGCCAAGGCUGCAUUCAUCACUCACACUUGGAAUUAAUGAUUCUAAUCACAAAAGUGCAUUCUCACCAUUCAAAAAAUCCUCAAAACCAGUCAAGUCGUCUCCAAGAAAUUUUAAGUCACAGAAUAAGACACGAAUAAAUACAUAUAAUCUACACUCAUUAAAAGAAAACAAGGAUAUUAAUAAACAAGAUAUAUGUGAUGAUAAUUUUGCUGACAUUAAGCUGAAUCAGGAUAUAGAUGUAAGGAUAAGAAGAAGCAGAAUUUCUUUUGAUUAUUCUCAUUUAUCAUCGGCUCAAUUGCAACUUAAUCCCUCUCCAGUUCCUUCUUUGUAUCCAUAUUCUCCAUAUCUUUCUGAUAUUAAUCCUAACUUAAAUCUUCAUGCAUCCUCUACUUAUAUAACUUCUAAUAUCAACCCAAAUUUUGUGCCUCCUUUGACUUAUGCCAACCAAAUUCCUUUAUUAUCUUCUGUUACUUGUGACGGUACUUCUUAUAUGAAUCCUACUUAUUUAUCUCCCAUUUACUCCAAUGUGUCUCAUGUUCAACUACCUUCUUCUUUGAUUCCUGUUACUUGGUCUAGUACCUCUCAUAUCACUUCGACUUCUUUGCCUACUGUUAGUGAUGUCAAAUCAAACAAUAAUUCACCUCCAAUGGUUACAACAAAAGUCUAUUUUAAUACUUUUUGUGGCGAUUCACCUUCCUGUAACUCUUCCUGAUUACAGUUACUGAUACCCAUCUCCAUUACCAAUGUUCCAUUUAUUAAUUGUACAACCUGACAGAUGGUCUAUUUCCUAAGAUUAGUUUUCUUCUUAUUAAGAAUGAGCGACGAUUUAUCUGACAGUAUUAUUUUAAAUGCUGGAAUCUACUGCAAAUCAGAGGAGUAAGUGAAAUUAUGAAUUCUAAUUUUAAUUGUAAGUCAAAUAAAUCAAUGUAUUUUUUACAUUUAUUUUCAUGCAAUUGUACGCAUUUAAUCUAGCAUAACUACCUGAAUUUAUCCAAUAUCUCAUCUAGAAACUUCCACAAAUAAAGCAAUUUUGUGUGAUACAAACAGUAUAUUGUUAAAAAAAAAAUUAAAUACUAAUGUAUAAAAG
Molecule: messenger RNA, 2420 nt
Organism: Cataglyphis hispanica
Lineage: Eukaryota; Metazoa; Arthropoda; Insecta; Hymenoptera; Formicidae
Exons: 8
Coding region: 555-2045 (496 amino acids)
Source: RefSeq, a predicted model, not a curated record